AUGGCUCCAGCCCGGAGGGACUGCAGCGGCUGGGAGAUGUUCCUCCCAGCGGGAUGCCUGCUCCUAUCCGCUUUGCUGUUUCACCCCGGUGUUGCAAAGGUGUGCAACGACCGCACCAAACACGGACAGGACAACAGCUGGUUCACCAGGGACGGAGAAAACUUGCCCAUAAUGGUGCUGAUGCCAAUGAACGAGUCGGCCCUGAUGAGCAGCAUCAGCCAGGGGAUCGAACCAGCGGUGCAGCUGGCCAUCCAGCACAUACGGGAGUCCAGGAAUUACCGUUUCUCACUCAUCACCAAAAUCUAUGACACUGAGUGCGACAAUGCCAAAGGGCUGAGGGCUUUCUUUGACGCCAUAUGCUAUGGUCCAAAACACCUGAUGAUCUUCGGAGGUGUCUGCCCUUCUGUGACGUCCAUCAUUGCAGAGUCUUUGGAAGGCUGGAAUCUGGUUCAGCUGUCAUUUGCAGCGACAACCCCGGUUCUGGCAGACAAGAAAAAGUACCCCAACUUCUUCCGCACAGUCCCAUCAGACAAUGCCGUAAACCCAGCUGUGGUCAAGUUUCUCAACUACUACAAUUGGAGUCGCGUGGGGACCCUCACCCAAGAUGUUCAAAGGUUCUCAGAGGUGAGGAAUGAUCUGACGAAUGAGCUGGAGAAGGCAGACAUUCAGAUAGCAGAUACAGAAAGUUUCUCCAAUGAUCCCUGUGUCAAUGUAAAAAAACUGAAGGACAACGACGUGAGAAUCAUCAUUGGGCAAUUUGAUGAGCAUUUGGCCUCUAAAGUCUUCUGUUGUGCGUACAACUUGAAUAUGUAUGGCAGCAAAUACCAAUGGAUAAUCCCAGGCUGGUACCAACGACACUGGUGGGAGCAGGCGAACAGCACCAACUGCACUUCCAAGAAGCUCCUAACAGCAAUGGAGGGAUACAUCAGUGUGGACUUUGAGCCGCUCAGUUCUCGGCCUGUAAAGGGCAUCUCUGGCAGAACCCCAAAGGAAUAUGAGAAGGAAUAUUACAGGGAGCUUCAACAGAAAGGUGUGGAGGCAAGCAAGUUUCACGGCUUUGCUUAUGAUGGGAUCUGGGUAAUCGCAAAGACCUUGACCCGAGUGAUGGAAGUGCUCCGGACAAAACAAGGACAAAAUAUGUACCACAACUUCACAGUUGAUGAUCGGGAAGUGGGGAAAAUGGUGCUUGAUGUCAUGAACGAAACAAACUUCUAUGGAGUUACAGGUCAAGUCAUGUUUCGUAAUGGAGAGAGGAUGGGCACAAUAAAAUUCAACCAGUUUCAAGAUGGUCAGGAAGUGAAAGUGGGAGAGUACAAUGCCAUAGCUGAUGUAUUGGAGCUCCAGAACACCUCUAUCAAAUUCCAAGGUGUGGAGCCCCCCAAAGAUCGAACAUUUGUUCGUCUACAACGGCGCCACAUCAAUGUGCCACUGUACAGCAUCCUGUCUACCAUAACCAUCCUAGGGAUGCUCAUGGCUGGGGCCUUUCUAUUCUUCAACAUCAAGAACCGAAAUCACAGACUUAUCAAGAUGUCCAGUCCGUACAUGAACAACUUGAUCAUCUUAGGAGGCAUGCUGUCCUAUGCCUCGAUUUUCCUGUUUGGUCUUGAUGGAGGUUUUGUUUCUGACAAAGAGUUUGAAACACUCUGCACCGUUCGGACAUGGAUCCUCAUUGUUGGAUAUACAACUGCUUUUGGCGCUAUGUUUGCCAAGACAUGGAGGGUACAUGCCAUCUUCAAAAAUGUAAAGAUGAAGAAAAAGAUUAUAAAGGACCAGAAACUGUUGAUUAUUGUCGGUGGGAUGCUACUUAUCGACUUAUGCAUCCUGAUUUGCUGGCAGAUCGUGGACCCUCUCAGGAGGACCGUUGAGGAAUACAGCUUGGAGGCGGACCCACAAGGCCGGGACAUUGCCAUCCGUCCCUUCUUGGAGCACUGUGAGAACACCCACAUGACCAUUUGGCUUGGCAUCGUCUAUGCCUACAAGGGACUGCUAAUGCUGUUUGGCUGCUUUCUGGCAUGGGAGACCAGGAACGUGAGCAUUCCUGCCCUCAACGACAGCAAAUAUAUCGGAAUGAGCGUUUACAACGUCGGGAUCAUGUGCAUCAUCGGAGCCGCGGUGUCUUUUCUGACCAGAGAUCAGCCGAAUGUCCAGUUCUGCAUUGUGGCUCUUGUCAUCAUCUUUUGUAGCACCAUCACCCUCUGUCUCGUCUUUGUUCCCAAGUUGAUCACAAUGAGAACAAACCCAGAUGCGGCCACACAGAACAGAAGGUUAAAGUUCACCCAGAAUCAAAAGAAAGAAGACUCCAAGACCUCCACCUCAGUCACCAGUGUGAACCAGACCAACACCUCUCGACUGGAUGGUCUACAGACCGAUAACCACCGUCUUCGCAUGAGGAUAACUGAGUUGGACAAGGAGCUUGAAGAAGUGACCAUGCAGCUGCAGGACACCCCAGAGAAAACUCCCUACAUUAAACAAAACCAUUAUCCUGAUGCAAAUAACAUCCUAAGCAUACGCAACUUCACAGACGGUAAAGAUGGAGAGAAGUCUAUACUAAAAAACCACCUGGAGCAGAAACCGCAGGCGCAGUGGGGUUCCAUGGAUCCUUCCAGAAUAAGCAGAGGUCCUUUGGAGGAUAUCAACUCACCUGAACACAUACAGCGUCGACUGUCCUUGCAGCUGCCUAUCCUGCACCAUGCAUACUUACCUUCCAUAGGAGGUGUUGACGCCAGUUGCACCAGCCCCAAUGGAAGCCCGGGUUCAAGUCCGAGGCACAGACACAUGCCCCCUUCUUACAGGGUAAUGGUCUCUGGCCUCUGAGCCUCAUUCAUCCCCCUCACCCCCAACCUUGCUCUUUGCUGAGGAGAACAAAUGGUUCUAUUUUCUACAACUAAUAGACUGAUAUUGUCAGCAUAUGUGCGUAUUGCGUCUUGGACUGAAAAGAAGUUGGGGGUGAACAAAGAGAGGGGAGGGGGCAAAGGUUCACUUGUCAUACCUCUGCACUUGGGUCUUUUGAGGACUGAUGCCAGUCAAAACUGGGUGGGAGAGGACAGUCGAUGCUUAACUACUUCUGUGAUUAACAUCCCCUCUGCCAUCUUCCUCCCUGCUUCGGCGUGCUUACACAUAUGCCAUGUCAGACACAGAUUUCUAGAACAGAGAUGCACCCCAAUGUCCAAGCACACUGACACCCCAACAGCAGCAUUGGACCAGCCCUAAACUGACAUGUAGCCUUAUCUGCUUCAAAAGGGAUUGUUUCUGUUUCUUAUCUGUUUUGUGUACUAUAUGUGCUUGCAGCUCCAUGUGAGCCAUCUAACAUUUUAUCGCUUUAGUGAUUGGAUAUGAGUUCAGGAGCAACAAGGUGAAUCUUCAAGAUCCUACUAAAGAAAGCAUCCCCUGUCCACUUCUCUAGCCUGUGUGGAAAUGUAAAUAUCAUUGCUUUUGACACUGGUGUACUGUAAGCUUUGCAUAUGUUGUGAAUGGAUAAAUCAAUAGGAUUUAAGUGUGGCGCUUGUAACAAAAGCAGGUGAGAGCUUAUAAAAAUAUUACAUCGUACAAAUCAGACAGAGGCAUACAUUUGAUUAACAAAGCUGUUGAUAUAUUAACUUACAAACAGCAUGGAUAAAAACAGAAUCUGUCAGGGUCCCACGCCUCUAACUUGGAGUGAGAUGCACGUUGCUCUUUUUUUGUUUCACUUUGCUAUUUUUUCUAGACUUGUUUAUGACAGAGACCUCCUGUCUGUCUGUAAAGGCCUUCAUACUUUACAACUUAAGCAGCCCGUCUUCAGACAGCAUGUUUUAUAGAAAUACUAAUGCUAUGCCUUUUUCACAGUUCUCAAAGAUAUUAGAGCAAAAAAAGGCCAAAAAAAUAAAUUGGUUCACAGCUUUUCUUUUGUUUUCAGAUGCCAAGAAAUUAAAAUACACAAAUAUAAACAUGGAACCCAAGAGAGCUCCUGGCAAAUUCAGGUGCUGUUGACGCUACUGAUGGGUGAGGUCAAAACGAAGCUUCGUCUUUAUACACUGUUAAGAUGUCUGCCCUUGCUUUCACGUCUUACCAGCACAGUUGAGGGAAACGGGAUCCAACAAUAGCACAAAGUUACAAGACUUUGAGGAAAAGCUCUUAAGAGAGUUAAAAUGAUAGUAAGCAAGGGUGGAAAAAAUGUAGGUCUACCAGGUCCUCGGCUUGAUCGGACCGAAUGGUUAACCUGAAUUUCCAUGCACAGAAGCAGACGGACAUGUUCAAGUCUUGCAUAAGUACCAAACUGUCUGCAGAUUUGGUUUCAAAGACAGCGCUGCCACCACUGCUGGUCCCGGUGAUUUAGCACAGACACAGGGCUUUCCCUCAUAGAUAAUAAGUGUCAUGAAAGAUCAAUCCACUCUUAGCAACAGUGAACAGUUGCUACAGAAAUGAAACUCAGUGCUGUGGAGCUUCACCUAAGAUCUUCAUCAAGAGUAUGGAUGUUGUUUGUUACUUUUUUUUCCUAAUGCAGGAGAAAAAGCAAAUUUGGGAGAGGGGGGCUGCUCUCUGCAGGAAAAGGACUUUUUUUUAUUCUGAGCGAUAAGGUUCGUUCUCAGUAUGUUGUUUCACCAUCGGUGUCUUGGUUUUAUUUAUUUUUUUCAAGGCGUUUCUUCAGCGCCGUGCCUGUUGUCUUAUAUUGUAGCCUGCAAGACCCACAAUACAUACAAAGGGUUCAAACUGCGCUUAACAAGUAAAAGUACAUCAGCCCUAUCUGUAAAUGGAACAAUGCGUCAUAGACCAAUCUGAUGUCCAUCUGUCCGUGGACAGGGAUAGCUUUGGGAGCGCCUGGUCAAAGCUCCACUUCAGCCGGAGGAUAUUUCUCCAUAAACACAAACGCUUCUCAGAAAAAUUGGAGGAUUCGGAGUCGAAGCGGAGAGUCGAAGACCUGCUUUCAGACAUAUCGGGGUUUGAGCUCCUCCCAUUCCCAGGCCCCUGCCGCGAAGCGCGGGGGCAGGGGUGAUAAAAGAAAAACCCAAGCACAGACCUCAAAAGGGAGUCAUGACUUCUCCUGCACCUUUGCCAACCAGAGAAUCACAGUCACAGAACAUGUGAGUGGGAGACAUUAACAGAGGGUUGGAUCUUCCUUCAGGAGAAGCAAAAAACCGACCGCACAUUUUAUAUAUUACAUUAUAUGUGAUUGUGUACAACUUUGCUGAUACCCUGAUGACAGUGUCCAUGUAUGGAGUAUUUGGUAUUUGGAUUUCUCAAGAUGGCAUGAAAUAAAAUGUAUAAUUCACAGAGUUACCUCUGUUUUUUGCAACUGUUGUGACAAAGCUACUCUGUUGUUCCAUCAUAUCACCUGUAAUUUGGUUUUCUUCUACAAAGUGUCCACACACCUGUUCAAAUGUCAGGGCUUUGUGAUGUAAAACUGAGACUAUGAUACAAUUUCCCCACCUUUAAUGUGACUUUAAACCUGCACCACUUAACUGAAAAAAUCUGUUAAGGUGGAAGGGAUGCAAUAAUAAUCCAUUUAGAUUCAAUUUAUUCAUGCAGCUUUCUGGAGGGGAUAGUGAAAAGUCAGCCUUUGCUAAACCAUAUUUAGCCACAUUACCUUGUUAGUAACAUUUUUUUAUAUUCAAUUCAUUCUAUUGUUGAUUUAAAUAUACGCUUGAACACAUUGUGAUCAAAAAACAAUCAAUGAAUGGAUACUAACUAAAAUCCCUUGGUCCGCUCUGCAGCAGACUUCUGAGCAUUUGAGGAUGGACUGGAGUCUGACAAAUAACCCAGAGAGUAUUAACCCCAGCGCAUGAUGCAGCCAAGACCAUGUUUCACUGUUUACAUGGUGAUCUUUCUGUAAUGUAAUGUGCUGUUUUAUGUGCAAUAUUUUUAGUUUUAAUUUAGUCUCAUUUGAUCACAAUACAUCUGCCAACCAGUUUUUAGGAGAUUUUAUCCAGAACUGGAUUGUUUAUUAUACAAAGAUUUCAGCCUAGUAACCUUAACCCUAACAUUUUCAAAAUGCAUUUGUUUUAGAAACUGUGCAGCUCCAUCACAGAUUCACAUUUCACAACAAAUAUGAGGCAUUAAAGCCGUAAAAGUUUUUAUUUUUUUAUUUUUAUUUUUUUUAAUGAGUACCAUAUGUCUUCUUUUAUGCUUUCCAAAGCUGACAUUUUAACAGGGGUGUACACUGUUUUUAAAUCCACGGUAUUUUCCUACAAGCUUUGGUUUCUGUUAUUUUUAGCUAUUUAUCAGUUCACACAUGUCAAAGCCAAGAUGCUCAGUGAACUAACUAAACAUCAUCUCAUCUAACAUGCUACUGAACGAGCACCUGUUCACUGAAGGCAAUAAAAUAAAGGUAGCAGCUAUCGAACAAACUCAAUAAUCUUGUGUGACAAAAAAAAAGAAAAAAAAAAACAGCCUAUCAUUUUCUUUCCGAUCAGUCGAAAAAUAUCAAAUGCAGAUCAUCAGGUGUUGUUUUUUUUUUUUUUAUGUGCCCUAUUUCUAUUCCUUUAUUUCAGUUAUUCUCAUAAACAAACAAAUUUUACAAAUGCAAUUGUGGUGGGUCAAGGGCUCAUAAUAACCUGUAAUAAAUAGCAUCAUGCUGAUAGUUUGUAUUUGCCACAGGUCUUUUUACCUUUUCAGUUUGAAGAUCAAAGUGACGUAUAUGAGGAUAUCUUUGUACGUUAAUCGUCAGGUUCUCUGGAGUAAAUCAACACAAACCCAGAUAUGAUACACUAUAUAAAAAAGAACAAAAAAACAUAUUCAAUGGAGACACACAAAAGGUCCAUGCUGUUACUGUUUUGUCAGUUUGAUAUGUGGUAUGACAUGGCAUUACGUUCUAAUAAAAAUGGUGAACAAAAACCUAUGUUAAAUGCAACAUGUUCAAGAGGGGCAAUAACUUGUUUUCUUAUUACAGAAAGAAUAGAGAACUAUAUAUAUAAAUAUUAUAUAUGUAUAUGUAAAGAUCUUUACGUACAUUCUCAUUUUUACAUAGGGAACAUUUCACAAAUCUGAAGUCUUCUUUUUAUUUACAGUAUCUGUAACUAUGUUAUGUACAGAUGAGGUCUAGAUAUGAAAAACUUGUAUAAAAUGAGUAUCACACUUGGAACACCUGAACAUUUUUUUGAGCCAUUGGUUGUUAU
This is a messenger RNA of Cyprinodon variegatus (sheepshead minnow), 7088 nucleotides long. RefSeq names its product gamma-aminobutyric acid (GABA) B receptor, 2 (gene gabbr2). The coding region runs from base 1 to 2814 and encodes 937 amino acids. The record is from RefSeq and is a predicted model, not a curated record. Gene Ontology annotation, biological process: gamma-aminobutyric acid signaling pathway; G protein-coupled receptor signaling pathway. Gene Ontology annotation, cellular component: G protein-coupled receptor heterodimeric complex; membrane. Gene Ontology annotation, molecular function: G protein-coupled GABA receptor activity. NCBI's taxonomy places the organism in Eukaryota, Metazoa, Chordata, Actinopteri, Cyprinodontiformes, Cyprinodontidae. The transcript is spliced from 19 exons.